AUGUCCAAAACAAAUCGUCUCGUAUCAUCAUCAUCCACUCCCGGUGAUUAUGAUUCAUUCAUCAAAGCGAAAGAACAAAAAGAACAAGUCUUAAAAUCGGGAUACAGUUCAUCCAAGAGAGCCAUGGAAUACUUUUUCGUCUUGCUCUACUUUUGUGUCAUUCUUCCAUGGAAUUUGUAUCAAAGUUUUGCACCUCUUUGGUUCAACCACAAUUCGAUCCAUUCUAAUAUCAAUUCCAUCAAUUCCAAUAUCAAUUCCAUCAAUUCCAAUGCUAAUCCCAAUUCCAAUCCCAAUUCCAAUGCUAAUAUCCAUCAUUCUAAUAUCCAUACCACUCCGCUCAAUACUCUCUUAUUGGACAUUUUAGGUGGAAUUGUCCUUGGAAUGAUUACCACUGAUUUUGUGAGUGGAAUUCUUCAUUGGAUUGCAGACACAUGGGGAUCAUUGGAAACUCCUCUCAUUGGUCAAACCUUUAUUCGUUCUUUUAGAGAACAUCAUGUUGCUCCAUCAGCCAUGUGUAAACAUGAUUUUAUUGAAACGAAUGGAGAUAAUUGUCUUGUUGCUACCGUAUUGGGUAUCAUUCCAAUUAUUUUCUUUAGACAUUCCAUGUUCAUGUCGUUUUACUUUACUGCAUUUGCUUUGUUGGGUGCAUUUACCAAUCAAAUACACAAAUGGUCUCAUCAAUAUCAAGUUCCACCCAUUGUCAAGUUUUUACAAUCGAGUGGAAUUAUUUUGAGUAGAACAAGUCAUAAUUUCCAUCACAAAUCUCCUUUUGAUACUUAUUAUUGUAUUACUACUGGAUGGUUGAAUUAUCCAUUGCAUGUCAUGAAUUUUUGGAGAAGUAGUGAAAAGUUAGUGACUUGGUUGACUGGUUAUCUUCCACGUUCCGAUGAUAUGAAAUGGACAAGUCAUUUAAAGUAUUUGGAAACUACUCUGAAGGAUCAUGAUGGUGGUGAGGAUGAAGCAAGUCAUGAUCAAGUGGAUACGAUCAAAAAGAAGAAUUAA
Molecule: messenger RNA, 1002 nt
Organism: Naegleria lovaniensis
Lineage: Eukaryota; Heterolobosea; Eutetramitea; Acrasida; Naegleriidae
Exons: 1
Coding region: 1-1002 (333 amino acids)
Molecular function (GO): oxidoreductase activity
Source: RefSeq, a predicted model, not a curated record